This is a messenger RNA of Lobosporangium transversale, 3679 nucleotides long. RefSeq names its product P-loop containing nucleoside triphosphate hydrolase protein. The coding region runs from base 23 to 3481 and encodes 1152 amino acids. Gene Ontology annotation, biological process: double-strand break repair via homologous recombination. Lineage: Eukaryota; Fungi; Mortierellomycota; Mortierellomycetes; Mortierellales; Mortierellaceae. The record is from RefSeq and is a predicted model, not a curated record. Gene Ontology annotation, molecular function: single-stranded DNA binding; damaged DNA binding. The transcript has 10 exons. Gene Ontology annotation, cellular component: site of double-strand break; Smc5-Smc6 complex; nucleus.
CCUGAACCUGUUCUUCAAUAGCAUGACAGAAUCAAAGAAACGACGAAUCAUUGAAGAGGAAGAAGAAGAAGAAAUUCAUGCAGGACAUCAGGCACGAAAUGGAGGAGCCAAGGCUCUAAAAUUAGCAAAGAACAAGAGAUCGAAGCAUGAAGAAUCUGAGGAAGAACGAGAACAAACCAUAGACGAGGAUGAAGAGGAAACCUCGUUUCGUGAAGAACCUGAAGGUGAAGGUUGGGUCAAUGAUGAUGAACAGGAAAGAGGUCUACCUGCUGUAGUGGAUGAUGUGACCUGGAGACAGCGCGCGGACCUUGAGUUCGAGAAAUCGAAAUCACAGCGUGGCCGCCAAGGGACGGUCGCAGAAAUGGGUGUCAUUGAAAUAAUUGAAAUGUUUGACUUCAUGUGUCACCGACACCUCAAAGUUCCCUUUGGACCGAAGAUCAAUUUCAUCAUCGGACACAACGGAAGUGGAAAGAGCGCUAUUUUAACCGCGAUCAUGGUCUGCUUGGGUGGGAAGGCAAACGCCACAAACCGUGCCCAGAGUCUCAAAGCUCUUAUUCGAGAGGGGGCUAGUCAGACGGAGGUUAGGCUGCAAUUGCGUAAUAGAGGACCUGAUGCAUUCAAACCAGAGAUCUAUGGAGAGAGUAUCAUCAUUGAGCGUCGCAUAUCUAAGGAUGGUGCCUCUGGGUAUAAGAUCAAAUCAUCCAAAGGAAAGACGAUUUCAACGAAACGAGAUGAACUUGCGGCUAUGUGCGAUCACAUGAACAUUCAGGUUGACAAUCCCAUGAACGUCCUUUCUCAGGAUACUGCCCGUCAGUUUUUGCAGUCUUCGACAGGCGAGGAAAAGUACAAGUUCUUUUCUCGAGGAACUCAGCUCACUCAACUCAGUAUUGACUAUGAGAUUAUUCGUGAGUGCAUUGAUACUAUGCAAAGUACUCUCAAGACUAAGACCGAAAUCUUACCAGAAUUAUAUGAGAUGGCUAAAGCAGCACAGGCUCGCUUCAAGGACAGUCAACAGGCUGCUACACUUGAGCUCAAGGUCGAGGAUCUUAAGAACCAGGUUGCUUGGGCUCAGAUUGAGGAACUAGAGAAGGGAGUGAAACAGAUGGAGAAAGAGCUCAAUACGCUGAUGGCCAAAAUUCCAGCCAUCGAAAAAAAGCAUGCACAAGAGCAGGCGAUAAUUACGGAAAUUGACAGGAAAAUCCAAGAGCUAGAAAGCAAUGCAGAUGAACAUGCUAGUUCGAAUGCGCCAACACAUGAGCGGAAGAAACAGCUGGAACAGGAAUUGCGGGCGAAACGCGACGAGCUAAAGGGAUAUCAAGAUGAAGAGAGGACAGUAAACGAGGAGAUUAAGUCAUUGAAGGAGCAAAUCCGGAAUUUUGACCAAAAGAUUGAGCAAGAAAUGAAAAAGAUUCAGAAACAGUCGCGUCGUGCUGAGGUUGAGGGCAAGAUCCAACUGUUAACUGAGCAGAUUGAAGCUAGCAAAAGGCAGUUGGCGGAGACGAGAGAAAACUAUUCAGUUUUGGAUCAGCAGGUUCAACAGAGCAACGAGCGUUUGGAACAGAGCAACGGCGCUGCAAAAAAAAUUAAGAUGGAUCUCAACGAGGCAAAGGAUCGUAUCAGACAAAUCAAUGAUCAAAAGCAAAAUUCUUUGAAGGCCUUUGGUUCAACGGUUCCUGAAGUGCUAGAGUCGAUCCAGGAGGUCACAAGAAGGGGAGGGUGGAGGGGAGAGCCGCCUGUAGGACCAUUAGGUCAUCACGUCAAACUUCGUGAUCAACAAUGGGCACCCACUAUAGAGUCCGCACUCGGAAAUGUGCUGAAUGCGUUCGCUGUCACUACUGAUGCUGAUAGAAAUACAUUGUUUGGCAUUCUCAAAAGACACAGAUGUAAUUCGGAUAUCCUGCUCACAAGGAAAAUCAUUUUUGAUUACAGUGAUAAAGAACCAUCGAGCAGGUUUUUGACUAUUAAUCGAGUACUGGAGUUUGAUAAUGAAUGGGUGCGCCGAUUGUUGAUCGAUAAAAAUGGGAUUGAAUCAACCAUUCUGAUCGAGAAACGUGAGGAUGCUGACCGUGUAACGAGUUCAGGACCACAUGGAGGUUUCCCAGACAAAGUCACUCAAUGUUUUACCAUGAAUUUGAUGCGUGUCGGAGAUCGCCAGGGUGGUGCUGCCAGUAUUAUGAUGGCCAAAUACCGUGGACCACCUCGGUUGAGUCAAAAUGUGGAUCAGGAGCUUCAGGAACACGAGGGCACCAUUCGUCGACUGGAAGAUUCCCUUCGAUAUCGCAUUCGAGAGAGUCAAGAACUUUUGAGUGAUGUGGAAAACAAGGAUCGCGAAAGAAUUCAGGCUAAAAGACAAUUAUCCACCUUGGAAAAGGAAAUCCGGCUGAAAACAAGAGCAAUUGAAGAUUUACGCGACAGUUUACAAGAGGAUGAACCAGCUAAUAUUCAAGCGUAUGAAGAGUCGAAGCAGCAAGCUUUGGAGCGAAUCGAGGCUAUGAAGACGCAAUAUGAGCCCAUCGCGCUACAUAAGCAAGCUAUCACUGAGUCUAUGGAGCCCAUCAGACAGCAGGUGAUGGAGUUGAAUGAGCUGAUCAGAAAUCAUGAAUCUAAGGCAUCAAAGAUACGAAAUGAGCUGGAUAAACUAGCUAUGGAAAAAGAAGAGUACCUACGUCGAAUCGAACACUGGGAUAAAAAACUUCGUGAAGGAAGCGAGGCGGUUCGUAUCGCCGAAAUAGAGCUUCAGAAUAAGAGCAAAAACUUGGAGGUGUCGACUGAGAAAGCAAGACGGUACUGUGAACGAGUGAAAGUGACUAAUACGAUACCCCAAUUGGAACGUGAGAUUAAGAGUCUUCAGGAGCGUCUUAAGGAGCAAGAAGCCCAGCGCGGCUGUACACUGGAGGAGAUUGCGAUCGAUAUGAAGCGCAAGCAGGAUGAAUAUAAAUCCGCCAAACUUGCUAUUCACCAGUUGGCACAACUUGUUUCGCACUUGAAAUCGACACUUCAUCAACGUCUGUCACGUUGGCGUGAGUUUCGGUCACAGAUGUCACUACGAUCCAAGAUCAACUUUUCUCUGCAGCUUUCGCAGCGAGGGUAUUCUGGUGACCUUGAGUUCCACCACCAGGAAAAGUCACUUACUAUUCGUGUUGAAACGGAGGAUCAACGAUCAGGCAAGGCAGGUAUUGCAAGAGAUAAGGAUCCAAAGUCACUUUCGGGUGGAGAGAAAUCCUUUUCGACCAUUUGCUUACUUUUGGCCCUCUGGGACUCAAUGUCAAGCUCGAUUCGAUGCUUGGAUGAGUUUGACGUAUUUAUGGAUGCAGUGAACCGUCGUAUCAGUAUGAAGAUGCUGAUUGAUACAGCUCGCGAAUCGGAUGGGGUGCAGUACAUCUUGAUUACACCACAAGAUGCUAGCAGCGUAUCGCCAGGGCCCGAUGUGCGGGUUCAUCGGUUGCAUGAUCCAGAGCGUAACCAACAGACGAUAAUGUAGCGUUGUUUUCCCGAUACACUAAAACUAUUUGUACUUGUAGUCUCGUAGUAAAUCUCCCCUUGUUAAUUUUGUUUGUAUUUCUAAUUUGGACAACGUGUGGUUCCUCAUGUUUUCUGAAUGUGCCUUUAAAAAAAAAGGUGAGCAGACCCUGAAUAUCAGAUAAAUCAGAGCGAGUCCACGGGUACAAAAGGAAAAAAA